CGGCGCUGCCCUGAGAGGGGUCCAUACGGCGUUGUUCUGAGUGAGUUGAUUUUGGGUUCCCGGUGGCUCCCAGGGCCUUGAGGACAAGCUUCCUGUCAAAACGAGGUAUAGGAGGACCUGGGUGAAAGCCUGCCGACGGAGUGCGUUAGUCUCUUGACUAGGCGCUCUCACGCUCAGACCGGCGGUCUACACGUGGCCGGGCCCGGGCCGGGGCGUUCCCACAAGGCCUUGGGAGCGGGCAGAGGUUGCGCUCCCGCCGCGGAGGCCCUGGGUCGGAGUGCGGGUGGCUGGGGGUGCAGAGAGACCACCCUACGCUCUGCGCUGGUUUUGACUCAGAUCCCGACGCUCGGUUGUAAUCCCGAGGCUUAUGCUCCAGUUUUCUCCGUCUACUUGAGUUGGUCUCUUCCUUGUUCGUGGCGUUCAGGAGUUAAGGUUCUUGACGAAGUUUUUGUUACUGGAAAGAUAAAACGUCGCAUUUCUGUUCUCGAUUCAAAAUAAUUUGGACAAGGAAUGCAGAAACAAUCAUAACAGACUGAGGUGUAGAGAGAAGGAUGUUUAUUAACGAACAGACGCGAAAGUACUCUCGGGGAAGAAAGCAGAUUCCCAUCGUAACUUAAAGGGAAGCUUUCACAAUGUCCGGAGCCCUUGAUGUCCUGCAAAUGAAGGAGGAGGAUGUCCUCAAAUUCCUUGCAGCAGGAACCCACUUAGGUGGCACCAACCUUGACUUCCAAAUGGAACAGUACAUCUACAAAAGGAAAAGUGAUGGCAUCUACAUCAUAAAUCUGAAGAGAACCUGGGAGAAGCUUCUGUUGGCAGCACGGGCCAUUGUUGCCAUUGAAAACCCGGCUGAUGUCAGUGUCAUAUCCUCCAGGAAUACUGGCCAGCGAGCUGUGCUGAAGUUUGCGGCUGCUACUGGGGCCACUCCUAUCGCUGGCCGCUUCACUCCGGGAACCUUCACUAACCAGAUCCAGGCCGCGUUCAGGGAGCCAAGGCUUCUGGUGGUUACCGAUCCCAGGGCUGACCACCAGCCCCUCACAGAAGCCUCUUAUGUUAACCUGCCCACCAUUGCUCUGUGUAACACAGACUCUCCUCUGCGCUACGUGGACAUUGCCAUCCCAUGCAACAACAAGGGAGCGCACUCAGUAGGUCUGAUGUGGUGGAUGCUCGCCCGGGAAGUUCUGCGCAUGCGUGGCACCAUCUCCCGAGAACACCCAUGGGAGGUCAUGCCGGAUCUCUACUUCUACAGAGAUCCUGAAGAGAUUGAGAAAGAAGAGCAGGCAGCAGCUGAGAAGGCUGUGACCAAGGAGGAGUUUCAGGGAGAAUGGACUGCUCCAGCCCCAGAGUUCACCGCCACUCAGCCCGAGGUGGCAGACUGGUCCGAGGGCGUGCAGGUGCCUUCCGUGCCGAUUCAGCAGUUCCCCACGGAAGACUGGAGUGCUCAGCCUUCCACUGAAGACUGGUCGGCAGCUCCCACCGCUCAAGCCACUGAAUGGGUAGGAACCACCACUGAGUGGUCGUAAGCUGUUCUUCAACAGACUUCCACCAAAAUGGAAAAUAAACUGUUUCUAAAAA
This is a messenger RNA of Odocoileus virginianus texanus, 1572 nucleotides long. Lineage: Eukaryota; Metazoa; Chordata; Mammalia; Artiodactyla; Cervidae. The record is from RefSeq and is a predicted model, not a curated record.